AUGCAAGUCUGCGUUUUCGCAGCAGGGAAGGCAGCCAUGGAAAGCAAACAUUUCAUCAAGAGCGUGAUCAUGUGUGCACUCAUACUGGGACUUGUCCCGGAACAAAUCCAAGUAGCAGAGGGCAAGAGCUGCUGCAGAGACACCAGAUCAAGAAACUGUUACAACGUGUGCGGUUUUAGGUACCCCAGUAGCUCCUGCUCAAAAAUGUGUGGCUGUGUGCUCACAAGGGACCCCACAUGUCCCAGGGAAUACCCUAACCUCAACCUUCUCCCUAGCUCAGCUGAACCAGAUGCCGUUGAGUACUGCAAACUAGGAUGCAGGCUCUCAGUCUGUGACAACGUCAACUCAGCUGAGCUUCGCAAAGACAUGAAAGUCGGCGUGGAGCGCUGCGGCGAUGCGUGCGGCCGGUUCUGCAACGAUGCCACCAACAUUGCAUCCGUCGAUGCUUGA
Triticum turgidum subsp. durum (durum wheat) is the source of this 450-nucleotide messenger RNA. The record is from the annotation of a GenBank genome assembly. Lineage: Eukaryota; Viridiplantae; Streptophyta; Magnoliopsida; Poales; Poaceae.